Drosophila bipectinata is the source of this 4186-nucleotide messenger RNA. It is a transcript of the gene mle, whose product is annotated as dosage compensation regulator mle. The record is from RefSeq and is a predicted model, not a curated record. Gene Ontology annotation, biological process: regulation of mRNA processing; positive regulation of transcription by RNA polymerase II. Gene Ontology annotation, cellular component: ribonucleoprotein complex; cytoplasm; intracellular anatomical structure. Gene Ontology annotation, molecular function: 3'-5' DNA helicase activity; RNA helicase activity; ATP hydrolysis activity. NCBI's taxonomy places the organism in Eukaryota, Metazoa, Arthropoda, Insecta, Diptera, Drosophilidae.
GUCAAUGAUAAAAACUCACCCCUACAGCACAAUAUAAAUUCUUGCCAUUCGUAAAUUUAACUGAGAGAAAAAAGGAUAAUAUGGAUAUUAAGUCGUUUUUGUACGAGUAUUGUUCUAAGUCACGCCUGGAACCAAAAUUGGACGUUCGCCAAACGGGACCAAAAAACAGGCAACGGUUCUUAUGCGAAGUGCGUGUAGAUCAAAACAACUACAUUGGGGUGGGCAACUCCACCAACAAAAAGGACGCCGAAAAGAAUGCGUGCCGCGACUUUGUAAAUUACUUAGUGCGCGUCGGUAAGCUAAAUGCUAAUGAUGUGCCCCCAGAUGCUGGCCUCGGGACGUCUGGCCCCAGAGGUGGUCCUCAAGCCGAUGGUCAGUCAGAGGGUGGGGGAGGAGACGGGGGUCAGUCGCGACGCGUUUUCGGCGGGAAGUCGGGCCCACAGGACCUGGGUGAAGCGUACCGGCCACUCAAUCACGAGGGCGAUGGUGGUCAUCGCUUCAAUAUAAUCGACCACGUGCAGGAGCAGAAAGAUAUGAAUGAGGCCGAGUCAAUCGACGUUAAUGCUGCAAUUCAUGGCAACUGGACCAUAGAAAAUGCCAAGGACCGCUUGAACAUGUACAAGCAGGCAAACAAUAUUCGCGAUGAUUACAAGUAUACUCCGGUGGGCCCGGAUCACGCUAGGAGCUUCAUGGCAGAGCUGUCUAUAUUUGUUCCGGCUCUCAAGCGAAAGGUCACUGCUCGCGAGACGGGUUCUAACAAGAAAGCGGCCAGCAAGUCGUGCGCUUUGUCAUUGGUCCGUCAGCUGUUUCACCUGAAGGUAAUUGAAGCCUUUAGUGGCACCCUUAAGAAAAAGAAGGACGAGGAGUUGAAGCCCUAUCCAGUUAGCCUGUCUCCCAACCUAGUGGCAAGCGUAGACGAAGUUAUUAGGAUGCUGGACAUGCCUGUCGUUAAUCCUUGCAACAUUAAAAUCGAACCGGAUGCGGCUCCAAUUUCCCUAAUUGUUAACCAGAAUCGCAUGGACAUGGGCCAAGAGCCGGGAGAGAAGCGUCAGGAAAGCUCGGUUAUUCCGUGGGCGCCCCCGUUGCCGAAUUGGAACGCCUGGCAUGCCUGCAACAUCGAUGAAGGCGAACUAGCCACAGUUAGCAUUGAUGACCUAUCAGCAGACUUUGAGCGCUCGUUGCGCGAUCGCCGUCAGAAUGAUGCUGAAUAUAGGCAAUUUCUUGAAUUCCGUGACAAGCUGCCCAUCGCCGCUAUGCGCUCUGAGAUUCUCAGUGCCAUAAAUGAAAACCCUGUUGUAAUUAUUCGAGGCAACACGGGGUGCGGCAAGACAACCCAGAUAGCCCAGUACAUCCUGGAUGACUACAUCUCUUCGGGGCAGGGUGGCUACGCAAAUAUUUAUGUUACACAGCCGCGACGAAUCUCGGCCAUAUCUGUAGCGGAGCGCGUAGCCCGCGAGCGUUGCGAGCAGUUAGGCGACACCGUUGGCUACUCGGUGCGUUUUGAGUCUGUGUUUCCCAGACCUUAUGGAGCAAUUCUCUUCUGUACUGUGGGAGUGCUACUGCGCAAGCUGGAAGCUGGCCUGCGAGGUGUCUCUCACAUUAUUGUUGACGAAAUCCACGAGCGGGACGUAAAUAGUGAUUUUCUGCUGGUUAUACUCCGUGACAUGGUCGAUACGUAUCCAGAAUUGCAUGUUAUCCUGAUGUCAGCCACAAUAGACACGUCGCUUUUCUCCAAAUAUUUUGGCAACUGCCCGGUAUUGGAAGUGCCUGGCCGGGCUUUUCCCGUACAGCAGUUCUUUUUGGAAGAUAUUCUUCAGAUGACCAACUUCGUACCAUCUGCGGAGUCGAGGCGGAAGCGCAAAGAAGCCGAGGAUGAAGAGCAGAUGCAGCUUUCCGAGAAUAAAGAGGAGGCAGAGACCAAUUACAAUAAAAUUUGUGAGGAGAAAUAUUCGCAGCAGACACGCAACGCCAUGGCCAUGUUGUCCGAAGCGGAUGUAAGCUUCGAACUUUUAGAGUCACUGCUGGUUCAUAUCAAAUCAAAGAACAUACCUGGAGCCAUUCUCGUCUUUCUUCCCGGCUGGAACCUUAUCUUUGCGUUGAUGAAGUUUUUGCAAAGCUCCAACACAUUCGGUAAUUCGUCCCAAUACCGCAUUCUGCCGUGUCACUCCCAGAUCCCGCGUGACGAUCAACGCAAAGUGUUUGAGCCAGUGCCUGACGGCGUUACCAAAAUCAUUCUCUCCACCAAUAUUGCAGAGACUUCGAUCACCAUCGACGACAUCGUUUUCGUGGUGGACAUUUGUAAAGCACGCAUGAAGCUGUUCACUUCUCACAACAACCUUACAAGCUACGCGACCGUGUGGGCUAGCAAAACCAACCUGGAGCAGCGCAAAGGCCGUGCAGGUCGCGUCCGCCCAGGCUUCUGUUUUACACUCUGCUCGCGUGCUCGCUAUGCAGCACUUGAGGAAAAUCUUACCCCCGAGAUGUUCCGAACGCCGCUGCAUGAGAUGGCUCUCACUGUAAAGUUGCUGCGAUUGGGGGCUAUUCAUCACUUCUUAUCCAAGGCUCUGGAGCCCCCACCUGUCGACGCAGUAAUUGAAGCCGAAGUAUUGUUGCGCGAAAUGCGUUGCUUGGAUGCCAACGACGAGUUAACCCCUUUGGGCCGCCUUCUGGCCCGCCUACCGAUUGAGCCGCGUCUAGGAAAAAUGAUGGUUCUAGGAGCCGUAUUCGGAUGCGCUGACCUCGUUGCGAGCAUGGCUUCCUAUUCAAGCACUUUCUCUGAGGUGUUUGCGUUAGACAUCGGUCAACGACGCCUAGCCAACCACCAGAAGGCUUUGAGUGGAAGGAAGUGUUCCGACCAUGUGGCCAUGAUCGUCGCUUCGCAAAUGUGGCAGCGUGCCAAGCACCGUGGUGAACAGGAGGAAGCUCGCUUUUGUGACUGGAAGGGAUUGCAGAUGUCGACAAUGAAUGUUAUGUGGGACGCGAAGCAGCAGUUGCUGGAUUUGCUGCAGCAGGCCGGCUUUCCGGAAGAAUGCAUGGUGCCGUACCACGUGGACGCAGAAACUCCGGGGGACGAUCCACAGCUUGACAUAGCUCUGGCGCUUCUCUGCUUGGGCCUCUACCCUAACAUUUGUGUGCACAAGGAGAAACGAAAAGUUUUAACAACAGAAUCCAAGGCUGCGUUGUUGCACAAGACUUCGGUAAACUGCAGCAACCUGGCCAUCACAUUUCCGUACCCGUUCUUUGUCUUCGGUGAAAAAAUACGCACCCGCGCCGUCUCUUGCAAGCAGCUCUCGAUGGUAUCGCCUCUUCAAGUGAUGUUAUUCGGAUCGCGCAAGAUCGACUUAACGGCCAACAACGUGGUGCGUGUAGACAACUGGGUCAACUUCGAUAUGGAGCCAGAGCAUGCUGCCAAAAUUGGAGCCUUGAAGCCGGCAUUAGAAGACUUGAUUACAGUCGCUUGUGACAAUCCGGCUGACGUGCUUAACCUGGAAGGACCUUACGCACAAUUAGUAAACGUGGUUAAGGACCUUUGCGUUAAGAGCGCGGGAGACUUCAACAUAAAACGCCAGGAGGGUAUUUUACCGCAUCAAUCGCGGCAGUCAAGCGCUGGUGGCGGUGGACCCCCAAAACGGGGCCGAUUUGACGGAAGUGGUAGUGCUGGACGAUAUUCCGGAGGUUUUGGGAACAGGGGAUCAGGCGGCUAUGGAAACAGAGGAAGUAACAGCGGACGCAGUUUUGGUUUUGGUGGAAACGGUGGCGGCGGCGGUAACAGUUUUGGAGGAAGAUAUGGAAACAAUGACGGAGGAUAUGGUAACAUAGGCGGUGGUGGAGGCGGCGGCUAUGGUAACAUGGGAGGGGGUGGAGGAGGCGGCGGCUACGGUAACAUGGGUGGCGGCGGAGGAGGAUUUGGCAACAUGGGAGGUGGUGGAGGAGGAGGCGGCGGCACCUAUGGAGACAAUAGAGGAGGGAACAAUGGAAACAACGGAAACUACAGCGGAGGUAGUUACGGCAACGGAGGCGGAAACAAUUUUGGAGGAAACGGUAACUGGGGACGUUAUUAAUCAUGGUUCCGAAUUUCUGGGCGUAUUCACAUUAUAACCACAGCGGGUAGAUAAGAUUUUAUAAAUAAAACAAAAGAAUUAAGUUGACUUAAUAAAAAAAACAAUUUUAUGUCAGUAAUUAGAAA